Messenger RNA from Varanus komodoensis (Komodo dragon), 9017 nucleotides. It is a transcript of the gene PMEPA1, whose product is annotated as prostate transmembrane protein, androgen induced 1. Gene Ontology annotation, cellular component: early endosome membrane; Golgi membrane. Lineage: Eukaryota; Metazoa; Chordata; Lepidosauria; Squamata; Varanidae. Gene Ontology annotation, biological process: negative regulation of transforming growth factor beta receptor signaling pathway. Bases 440 to 1303 code for a protein of 287 amino acids. The record is from RefSeq and is a predicted model, not a curated record. The transcript has 4 exons. Gene Ontology annotation, molecular function: R-SMAD binding.
GGGAGGAAAAAAAGAAAAGAGGGGGGAGUUACUAAGAUCUUGCCUGGGCAAGGCGAGAGGAGAAAGAGGGAGGCAGAGAGAGAAACAAACUAGCAAAUCUCCUUCGCCCAGCUCUGUGCGCGAACUUCUAGGUCUGGCGGGGGUAAUGGGGGGCAAACAGCAGAUCUUAGAGCUGAGAACUCCUCUUGCUAGCUCUUGAUUUGAAUUAUUUUAUUCUUAUUUUUUAAUCCCCCGUAUACAUUUUUGGAGGGUGGGGGUUUUGUUUUCUGUUUUUCCCCUUCCUCCACAAAGGGUUUUUUUUAAUCAGUUCUAUUGCCUCGCUUUUUUUCCUUUCCCCAUCAACAUCCCCUCCGACCCCUCAAAGAAGAUCCCGUCUUUAUGUUGUGCUGCCCGGAGACCUUUGAGGUCUUCCCGUCCUUUGUUUCUUAUUUUCAUUUAAAUGUAUAACUUGAUGGGUCUGAACAGCACAACCGGAGCCAACCAGCCCAAUGUCUCCUGUACAUGCAACUGCAAACGAUCUUUGUUUCAGAGUAUGGAGAUCACGGAGUUGGAGUUUGUACAGAUAAUCAUAAUCGUGGUGGUAAUGAUGGUUAUGGUGGUUGUCAUCACAUGUCUGCUGAAUCACUACAAACUCUCCGCACGUUCCUUCAUCAAUCGGCACAGCCAAGGGAGGAGGAGAGAGGAGAACUUAUCGUCAGAAGGAAGUUUGUGGCCUUCGGAAAGCACAGUGUCAGGAAAUGGUGUAGCAGAGCAGCAGGUCUACACGUCGAGACCUACCGACAGACUCACUGUCCCAUCCUUCUUGCAGAGGGACCGCUUUAACAGGUUCCAGCCAACAUAUCCUUACAUGCAGCAUGAAAUCGACCUGCCGCCCACCAUCUCCCUGUCUGAUGGAGAAGAGCCCCCUCCUUACCAGGGGCCUUGCACGCUGCAGCUCCGGGACCCAGAACAGCAAAUGGAACUGAACCGGGAGUCAGUCCGAGCACCUCCCAACAGAACCAUCUUUGACAGUGACCUGAUGGAUAACUCAGUCUAUGGGGGCCCCUGCCCUCCGAGCAGCAACUCGGGCAUCAGCGCCACCUGCUAUGGCAGCAACGGCAGGAUGGAGGGGCCGCCCCCCACGUACAGUGAGGUGAUCGGCCAUUUCCCGGGCUCGACAUUUUACCAGCACCAGCAGAACAACAGUGGGAUGUCCUCGAUACUCGAGGGGGGCAGACUCCAUUCCUCUUCACAAAUCAGUAGCCUCGAGAGCACAAUGGCAUGGAACAAAGAUAAAGAGAAGCAAAAAGGGCACCCCUUUUAAAAAGAAAACAGAAAAGAAUGGAAUAGAACACUCUGCACUUCUUGUUCAUGGGUAUGGGGGAGAGAUGUCGAGCGACGGGGAAGCAGUGUACGAAGCAAAGCACCCUUCUCCACCUCUGUGUAGUAUAAAUAUUUACAUGUUAUGUUUGGUUUGAAUGCACAAGCCAACAAAGCCUGCAAAAACAUUUCUUUGUUGAGCUCUGUCUAGAAGUUUUUUUUUUUUUUAAAGAAAUCUUCAGCGGUCCUUUUAUCCCGUCCCCCUAGUUUUGUUUCCAGUUGAGCUGCGUGUGUGAAUGCUACAAGUUUUUUUUUUUUUUGUUAUUUCACUUAACUUUAAAGAAAAAAAUAUUUGCACAAAAACGUUUGUUUAAAGAUCUGCAAUAUAUAUAUAAAUAUAUAUUAAAAAUAAGAGAAACUGUAUGUGUGUUGGGGAAGCAGGAGUAUUUUUAUAUUAGAAGAGGCCUAUUGAGAAAAAAAGUUUUUGUUGUGUUUUUUCUGAACUAGAAUAAAAACAUGGCAAUUUUUGAGAGCCAACUCAAAAAAGCAUGUAUUACAUUGUAAAAAAAAGAGAGAAACAAAAAAAUUAAAAAAACAAGCAGGGGUUUAGAGUUAUUUAUAUAAAUGUUGAAAUUUUGCACUAUUUUUUAAUAGAAAUGUGUAAGUGCUUGUGUUGGUCAAAAACCUCUUGUCAUGUCUACCACAAAACUGUUAAGGGAAAUAUGUUGAAGUGAAGACUAAAAAGGAUCGCGAGGGGAGGGAACACCUGUAAGCCUGAAAUCACAGACCGGUAAGGAACAUCAUGUACGGACCUGCAUCUUGUGCAAUCUUAUUUACUCUCCAGAGUCACAUGAGCAUGUCUCCAACCUGAAGUAGUUCUAUUCCACCUGCUGCAGGUAUAGUCAGAUACCUGUAAAGAUAGCCAAUUACAAAAUUUACGUGUACUGCAUUUGUUGUGAAGGGUGUGUGUGUGUGUAUGUGUGUGUAGAAUACCCCUUUUCUUAUUUAAAAUAGAAAAAGCUAUUAUAUCGAAUUCCUAUUUCUCUCUCUCUUUCUCUGUGUGCAGCAUGCGUGUGAGUGAGACGGUGGGGGCGGGUUAAAAAGAGGGGGGGCUAUUUAUCUAUAUGUGUAUGCACACUUCCCAAAUGACACGGUGCCUGUAUAUUUUGUUUUCUUCUGUUUUGCACUUGGGUGUCUGUUCCCAAGGUCAUCAUGCAGCACAAGAAUCCACUCUUGUACAUUCCCUGUGAAAUCAAAAUUUGGGGUACUUCCAGGCCAAUAUUCCCUCUCUCUCUCUCUCUUUCUGGGUGGGGAAGAGGGAAAAGAAUGGAAGAAAUAAUGAGGAGAGGCAGGAGAGUUACAAAUGGAAGGCAAUGUUUUCUUCUGUGCUCCCACCUGCUGUCAAAUCUGUGCUUGAUGCAGGGUGCUGGAAGAAUAACAUCUUAGUCUGGAAGCACCCCAAUUUUUUUCUUUUUCUUCACUUGAUGCUGCAAAAAUCAUCAUGAAAGGUUUUUACAUCCAAGGCCUGUUUAGUUCUGAUGAAUGGAGCUAUGCCUACGGAAGGAGUUCCACGUUCACUCCUGUGCUGGUGACAGCUCAGCUCCUCCUGCUGAAUUGAAAUUGAAAUGAAUGUGUCAGCUUUCCCCAGCCGGGUGCUUGGGACUGCAACUCCCCUUGCUCCCAGCCAGCGUGGCCAGUUUCAGUCCAGAACAUCUGGAGGGGACCAGGGUAUAGAAGGAUGCUGUGUUGUGUUUGUGCAACAGAGUUUUGCAGGACCAAGCUUCAUGGGAGGCAAUUAUAACAGCCCUUUCUCUUGCAGCCAUCUCACUGAUUUUAGGAGGACCAUAAAAGCAUAAGCAGUCAUUAAAUUGCCUUAUUUUUAAUGACUAGUUGAUGGCUUCUAAUUGUCUUCAUCAUCAUCAUCUUUUUUAAUAUCAUGCUAAUUUAAUUCUCUUCAGUUAAGGUAAUAAAACUCUCCAAGACCCCAUAAACCUGACUUACUGGUCAGUUUUUAAAUAACACCCCUGGCAAACCUGUUUUGGGGCAACACUGUUUUCAAUCCAGUUUUAAAAGAUCGUCAAUGAAGGUUGACCAGAUGGUGAAGACUGACCAGACGGCUCCUGGGCCCUCUAAUACUUACGUAGAAAAGGUGGAGAGGAAUAGCAAGCGCAAUUUGUUCUGCAGGACCUGAGAUACAUGUUGUCCUCUUUUUUUUCACAGUUAUUAAAGGGACAACUCGCCUGUCCUCUGACACAGCCAAAACAGCCUUGGUUUAUAUCUCUGUCUAGCAGCAGUGUCUCCCCCUGCCCCAUUUUUAGCUUCGACUAUAUGCAGAGACUCUGAUCCAGAUCUUAAGACUCCCCUGAUCCUCACAGUAGGGUCCCAGUCUGAAGCGGACACCUUGCACUACUGUAGAGGAAAGAUGGAAAAAACUGUAGCUGCUGGGUAGGAAUUUAAAGCAAUGCUUGCUUCGCCCCUUGCAUUCUGCUUUUGCCCCAGAACAUGCCAAAUGCAUUUCCUGCAGCCUGCUAAAUGCACCAAACCCACCCACUUCUUUUUGCAAUGCUAGAAGGCAAGAGGUUGAUCAAGCCCAGGCAGAGCUAAGAUCGUGGCUGGGGAACUGCAUUCAGCUCGAUGGAUCUAAGCCGAGCGGGUCUUUUGAAGCCUACGAAUUGGGAAAGAAAAGCGAAUGCAAUCGCGUUGAACCCGGGGUGGUGGUCUUGGAUUCAAUCCAUCCUUGUUUUCACGUAUAUAUUGACACAAAGGUGGAGGGGACCAGUAGGCAGAACUUGGUGAAUUCCUCCUUACAUUACAGCCUCUGGUUGCUAACUGUUUUAUUCAUAUCAGCUAAAGAGGCUGGGGAUAUGUCAAUGGAAACAUGUCAGCUUGUGAUGCAUUCAAGGCUAAAGAAAGAAUUGUGCUUAAUGCUUUAGAAGCAAACCCUUUACCUCUUCUGAAAGUUGGCCUUCACUCAGACCUAUUACUGUUGUAGACUCCUUCUUUAAGGGUCCGUCCUCUAACCCUCCUUCAAACAAAUCAGCUUCUGUGGUCUUCUUUAAAGUGUUGUUUGUGUCUCUCCCCCUUGUUUCAUAAAAGCAUUUUGUCUUACAAUGCUAUUGUUUACAUUUUUAUAUAUAUUGUAUAAAGAUCUGAUCGGUUGCUUUAACCCUAAUGGUGAAUUUGUAUGUGACUGAGUGAGAGGCAUAAAUGAUGGAGAGAAAGAAGAAGGAAAAAACAAACGCAAGGGAAUGAACUCCUGUUCUCUUACUUUGUGCACAGAUGUCUAAACUACAGCCAGAAAGGCUGCCAACUCUAGAAACAAGCCAUUCUGGCCUGCUCGUCUGUCUUUAACAGGAGCACCAUGGACAGCAGUUGGCAAAGUGCAGCUUUGGGGAUGAAAGCAUGAUCACCCGCUUUGCAUAUCAUGUCUGCACAGACCAUGGAGGGUAGGUUUAUCAAGGGUAAUGAGGCAUGAUGGCCAGAUGGAACCUCCAUGGAACAAGGCACUGUAUCUCUGAACACCCACUGCCAGAGAGCCAGCACAGGAGGGCUGUUGUCUUUGUGCCCUUCCUAGGAGCUUUCUGGGGGUGUCAAGCUGGCCAACAUGGGAAGCAGGAAGCUGAUCAAGAAGGACUUUGGCCCAGUUCAGCAACAGGGCUGCUCUCCAUCUUUUCCAUCUGUUGAUCUAGGCUGGGCUGCGAUGGCCAACUGAAAACCUGGGAAGCUUUAUGGCUAGGUAGUUCUAGCUAGGUAUGGUAUGGUAUACCUAGGUAUGGCUAGGUAUGGCUAGGUAUGGUGGGGCAUGGGGCAGCCCUGUAUUCGAGUGAGGAACGCUUAGUAGAGGGAGCCAUAGCAAGUGACCAUUUUUUUACAAGGAGGUGUAAUUUUGCUUUUUGCCAGAUGCUAACUAGUAAGGUAACAUAAAUGAAAGAUAUAAAGGCAAUAAUUCUUGGUUUUUAUGCGACUUUUUAUUACUUGAAGAAAAAAAUUAAAAAGCAACAAUGCUGAAACAAGCUGACAACCGUUUUAAAGUGUAACCAUUUGGAAUGCUAUUUAUAUAUAUUUUAAAGAGGAUGAUAAUGACAACAAAGAGAGAAACUUGAAGUUUUCGCCAUUUUAAAAGGAAUUGUUUGCUUAUUUUGCUUUUGUUUUGCCUAGCGAUAGGUUCCUGAACAUUUUUUUUAACCGAAUCACAACUUUCCCUCCUUCCAUUGCUCCUGGAUAAUAGCUUUACAAUACCUACAAUUUGCAGAUUUUUUUUUAAGAAAAGAAGAAAAAGAACUAAAAGGAGUACAUCUAGCUUCCUGUGAAAGGUACAAAGUCAAUGAAUUUAUAGACUUUUUAAAAAAUGUAUCUUUCCUUUAUGUAACAUGUCUAUUUAGUGCCUUAUCAAGAAAAACAGUAAAACCUCCCUUUUUGAAAAAAGAAAAGAAAAAUGGGGAUAGCCAAUCUUUACUAGUGAGAGGAACUUCCAGGGCGUGGUCACAUCCCCUUCUAUAGAUCCCUGGAUUUCAGUUUUAGCUAGUUACUUCCUUUUUGAGUUAAAGGGUGGGGGUACCACUUCUUUAAACCCCAUGGCCCCUCUAAACCCAUUUUGAUGUGCCUAGCGAUGUUAAGGUGCUUCUUCCCCAUCUUUUGCCAUCUGUUUCUGGGACUGUAUGUAAGGUAACUUGAAUACAUUUUAUGCACAUAUCCUACUCCAGUAGGUAAACUGGUGGAUAUUGUAAUUGAGAAUACCAACCAAAAGACAAACCGAAAUAUAUCUGCUUCCCUCUUGAGCCAAAAUUAAUAAUGUUGGGGGGGGGUAUUGUUUGUUGUCAUUGUCGUUAUGAUUUUUUCUUUGUUCUGUGGUUUUACUAGUGUGUUUGCUACACACACACACACACACACACACACACACACAGCUUACCUCAGUAGGUUUUGGGUGGAGUGUGCCUCGCAUAUCUAAAACUCUGCCAACCUUAGAGAAUUGUCACCAUGACUGGAGGUGGUUAAAAGUCACUGGAGUGCCUUGUAUGAAGUGGGCGAACCUGGUAGGAUUGCUACGGGGUUGGCAGAGUGGGCAGCAGACACCCUCCUGGAGGGCCCCCUGGCCCGGGACUUCUCCUUGGUGCCAUGGCUGUACAUCCGCCAUCUCCAAGCACGCUGGCAGUGCUGCAGCAGCCCUUGCCCUCCCCGUUGGUGGACUGAGCCCAAAGGGAUAGGGCAAGUGAAUGGACAGAAGUGAUAGCGAUGGCAAGGAAAACGGGGUCCCACUGAAAGAUGGCCACCCUUUAGGGCACAUGGCCCAAGUCUCCCUCAAAAACUCAAGGGCUGGUAUUGGCCUGCCAGCUUUGUCCUUGGGCCUGUGGUUCUUUAGGAUAAGACGGACAUGCAGCAGUAAUGGCAGGAAAGAAGUGGGCCCCAGAAUGCUUCGCGUGUCUCCUUCCCACAUGUCAAGUUUCCAUUAACUGGCAAAGAGCAAAGCCAGAAAAAGGGGUGACACCCCACCCAGCAAAGCAAGCUAGACAUAAAAAAGUUUUUGGAGGUUUAUCCUGGAGGACAAACCAAAACAUCACCACUGUACUUUUCUCGAUUAUUAGUCCUCAUCCGAUAAGAGUGUUCACCUGCCCAAGAAAACCGUAUGCUUGGAAUGCCAUUCAUCUCUGCAAACCGUUUUUAUCCAUUUGUUGAUUUACCAGUUCUGGUCAUUGACUCCAGUAUUGGUUUAAGCAGAUAACCCCAUUAACUGAGAUCUCUCUUGAAUGUGAUGGUUUUGAAAGAGGUUGAUUGUUCCAUUCCAACUACUUGUUCUCAUUAAGAAGCAAAUAAAUGUAUGUUUAUUCCUGUAAAUUAGGAAUGCAUGCUUUGGCCAAAGCCUCCAAGAACUCAAUGAGCCAUCACAUUUGGUCUAAUGUUGCCACUUUUUAAUCUGCCAGGGCUCCUGUACAGAAGCCAAAAAUUCAGUAGCACACUUGGGAAGGAGGUGCUAUUAGGCUGGGGUGCAGGGAAGCCUUUACCAUUUGGAUUCCUGCCUUCCUACACAGGAGCCAUACUUGUCAGCCUUUUCCCAGGUGAGGCUAUUGAUGGCGCAGGAGCCCUGCUGGGUAGGAAAAAGGUGGCAGCCUUAAUGAAUUGUGCCAAUGGGGAUUCAGGCAUUGGCCUCAACUACUCCAAGAGUCAUUCUGCUAUUUAUUGGGUUUUCUCAUGUAGUGUUUUUCACAUUUGCUUACAUGUUGCAAUGAAAGGUUUUGCUAUCUUUUUAAUGUGAAUAUGUCACAUAAUUUUGCAGUGAGGUCUACAAUGCACAUAAUGUCCUGGCCAUUUAGACCAAACCGAUGUGGCAGAGACAGGUGUGCCAUUUCACAGGUGGUUACUGGAUGGCUUUGUUCCCUGGCAUUUCCAAGACCUUACCUCACCUUACCAGUUCCUUGUUUUUCAAAAAUUCUGCUAGGAAUCCCAUUUACACUUAUGGCACAAAUGCACACAUCUGUACUCUGGUGUGCAGUAGGUGGCAUGUCAUAAGUAAUGCUCCAGGAUUCUCUUCUUUAAUGGAAAUUGGUGGGACCAUUCAGCUACAGUUUAAGCCCUCAUUGACAAAAAGCAGACUGAAUUACAGGCCUUCAUUGAUUAAACCAAACAGAACCACUCAACAAAAUGUUUUGCCUCUGACUCAAGGACAGAGGCGAUUAGCUCCUGAGGGAGACCAAAUUAAAAGCAAAACUUAAGGAAAAGAAAGAAGGCAGCAUUAACAGCUGUAUCCAUCUGUCUUUUGCUAGCUCUUUCGAGGAGCAGAGUAGCUUUAAAACAGCAAGGGAGUAUGUUUGGUCUGCUCUUUGUAACACAUCUUACAAUAGAGAAGCGCAUCCCUCAAAAGCAUAAUGUCCUUGAAUGUGUAGAUGGAUUUGGAAACAAUGGCAGGUUCUAACCAUGCAAGGCUCCUUUUCAUGAUUCUUGCUUUCUGUGACUGGCAUGGGGUUUUGAUAUCUGAACAGUUAUUCAUGUACAAAUAAGGAUGGAACGGUUGGCCAUAUAUGGGGAGAAAGGACAUCAGUGUCAUUCUUGAGAACAUCUUUCCUUCUAAUAUGUCUGAAUCUCUCUAAAAAUUGCACUAAAGGCUAUAUUUAAUGGAAAGACCCAAGUCCACCAUUUCCCCUCUUUUAAGAGUUGAAUAAAAGAAGCCAGAUGUGUGGCGUAAGCAUAGAACCCAAGAACAGAAUUAAUGUGUUUUCUCCGAUAUGAUCUGCGUGGCCCUCAGAUAUAUUAUCAAUAUACAUUUAUUUCCCUCCAACUAAAGGGGUUGGGAAGGAAAAAAAAUAGAAGUUUUCCAUAAACUGCGCUUUCAAAAUUUUGCUGUAAUAUAGAAGCUCAUGAAGGACUACAUUUAAAGUCCCAAUUUGCCUGCCUUCUAGCUACAAUUCAUUGUAUUUUAAUAUUUUCUUCGAUUUCCAGUUGCAUUGCUUUGGGCUUUGGAGUUUGUUAUAGGCAGUCCUGUAUCCUGACUUUUUUGUGUUCAAAUUUUUUAAAAAUAAACCCUUAUGUAAACAAUAGGCAGCACACGCAAUGCAGUACUUAUCUAUAUUUUGCUGUUUUAGUAAGACUAUGUACUCGGAUGCCAAGUUCCACAACUCUGUUGUAAAACGCUUCUUGUGUAACAGUAACCAAUUGUGGCAAUGAUAUGUCAUUCUAUUCUUUAAAAGCUGCAAUACUUAAAACAAUAAAUUUUACAAUACUUUGGA